This is a messenger RNA of Microsporum canis CBS 113480, 894 nucleotides long. RefSeq lists its product as hypothetical. The record is from RefSeq and is a predicted model, not a curated record. The transcript has 3 exons. Bases 1 to 894 code for a protein of 297 amino acids. NCBI's taxonomy places the organism in Eukaryota, Fungi, Ascomycota, Eurotiomycetes, Onygenales, Arthrodermataceae.
AUGCCGAGAGAUCGAGCGGCGUACCGAAAUGUCCGCUUUUACGACGCGUCAACAGGUGCGAGUAUUGGAGGUUUUUACCAGAAUGGCUCUAUCACCGAAGAAAACCUCAUCUGGAUUCUGAACGAUGUGCUUUUAAUUGUGGAAGAGGGAGACUCCUGGACUAUCCAGCACAGAGCCUCGGGCCGAACCAUCACGCCUUCAAGCAACCCCGUUGUGUCUGGAGAUUAUGACGUCUACCCCACAGGAUCAAUUCAAGUGACGGAUGAACCCUGGUUUGCCCGACUCACCAGCCGCUCUGUCUCGGGUCGGGAGGAUCGAUUCCGAGACGGAGUCCGUGCCAGAGAUGGGAAAUGUGUUAUAUCCGGACAGGUGAACCCUGGGGUCCAGUGGGAUGACUGGGCAGGGCUUGAGGCUGCGCAUGUGUUCCCGCUGGAGAGAGAGAGUCUCUGGAUCCAAUGCAACUAUGGGCGAUGGAUAACCGACAUGGAUCAUGCUGUGGGAGUGUCCAGAAUUAAUUCCAUCCAGAAUGGAUUACUUAUGGGAGGAACUCUGCACCAUCGCUUUGACCAGUAUCUAUUCUCUAUAAACCCAGAUGCAAAGGACGGCUACAAGAUUGUCGAGUUUGGACCUGGCAGCUGGGGAGUUGAUGGAAGAAUACUGGAUCCUAUUUGCCGCGACCCGGACACCAAUAGUCGUGUCUCGGAUGAGCUGCUCCGAUGGCACUUCCGACAGUCUGUGCUUGCCAACAUGCGAGGUGCAGGAGAACCCAUCUUUGAGUCCGACUUUCCCUCUGGAUCAGACAUGAUGGCAACCCUGCGCGAUGAACCGUACGGCAGAGAGAGGUUUGAGAUGGAAAUUCAGUCAAGACUGCAAUCUGUGGCUAGGGGUGACUAG